Molecule: messenger RNA, 2350 nt
Organism: Cantharellus anzutake
Lineage: Eukaryota; Fungi; Basidiomycota; Agaricomycetes; Cantharellales; Hydnaceae
Product: Sec1-like protein
Exons: 12
Coding region: 41-2050 (669 amino acids)
Biological process (GO): intracellular protein transport; endoplasmic reticulum to Golgi vesicle-mediated transport
Cellular component (GO): Golgi membrane; cytosol
Molecular function (GO): syntaxin binding
Source: RefSeq, a predicted model, not a curated record
CCUAAACGUGUCAGUACUGUUUCUCUCCUGAAUUGAAGAUAUGCCUUCAAUUCAGGCCGCUCACACCACAUCCUUGCUGGGCAUAUUCGAUCUCUCUGGCGCAAAAUCUGGCGCAUUCCAGGCCAAUUCGCGUUCUUCCACCCCUCAACCACAGGGCAACUCUGCACCAGUUUGGAAAGUCUUAGUUCUUGAUGAAGUUUCCAAAGAUAUUUUAGCGACUGUGUUGAGGGUUCAGGACCUCCGCGAUGUUGGCGUCACUCUACAUAUGCAAUUGCACAACCCAAGGCCGCAACUCUCUGAUGUGCCUGCUGUGUAUCUAGUGUCUCCUACACUCGAGAAUGUCCGAAGGAUAGCCGAAGAUCUCUCUCAACACUUAUACGAAAGUUUCCAUCUGAAUUUCACAUCGCCUCUCCCUCGUGUAGUCCUCGAGGAACUCGCCCUUCUUGUGGCGAGGGACGGAACUGGAGAUCUCAUCGAAACUGUAGUGGAUCAAUAUGUCGAAUUUAUCUCACCUUCGCCUUCUCUCUUUUCUCUGGUGAGACCGCGCAAUCAGUCCUCUCAUGACUCCCUUGUUCGUUCCACCUACGAGCUAUUGAAUUCGCCGAUGACUGGUGAAGCUGAAAAUGAUACAGAAAUCGAAAGAAUUGCUGCAGGGCUGUUUGCGGUCACCGUUACACAAGGGCAGGUUCCAUACAUCCGUGCUCCUAGGGGUAAUGCUGCCGAAAUGGUUGCACGCAAAUUGGAAGCGAAGUUGCGGGACCACCUAUUUUCCGGAACUAACAAUAUGGGUCUUCGCAAUGGUGGCCUCCAACGUGCAACAAACGGGGCCCUCGACAACUCUCUUGGGAUCAGCCCGCUAGAAAGACCGGUUCUUAUCAUUGUUGAUCGCGACGUUGACCUUGCUUCUAUGUUAUCUCAUUCUUGGACCUAUCAAGCUUUGGUCCAUGAUGUAUUGGAUAUGAGGCUGAAUCGAGUCUCAGUGCCAUCAAACGAUACCGGGUCCGCUGCAUCGAAGCGAACGUAUGACUUGGAUUCAAGCGAUUUCUUUUGGGCAAAGAAUGCGAGCAAUCCUUUCCCCCAAGUCGCUGAAGACAUAGAUUCAGAAUUAAAUAAAUACAAGCAAGAUGCGGCAGAAGUGACUCGCGUCACUGGCAUCGACAAUUUGGAAGAGCCAGGUCCGAUCGACUAUUCUGCAUCUACCUCCCAUUUAAGAGUUGCUAUUACUGCGUUGCCAGAACUCACUGCACGGAAGCAAGUCUUGGACACGCACAUGAAUAUCGCUACCAGCAUCCUUGAUAUCAUCAAGUCACGAGCACUCGAUGAGCUUUACCAAUUCGAAGAGGGUGCAGCGAGACAGAGCGCGAAUUCUGUCCUGGAUUUUCUCCGAUCACUAAAGAAGGGUGUGGAUGGAAAUCCUCUGCCCCAUGAUAGAGUUCGGUUGCUCCUUGUAGUAUUCCUGUCCUCAUCAUCUAUGCAGAUCAAUAAGGAUGAAUGGGCUGAACUUGAAGGUGAGCUAAGGAAGGUGGGGGCUGAUCUAAGGCCUCUUCAGUAUGCCAGAAGGAUGCGUGAGAUCAGCCAUUUGCCCAGCUUUGCGAUGAGUGCAGUCACAAGUGCCACUCAAGGUGGUGGGGAGCUCUUCAAGGGGUUUAGCACCCUUAGUACAAAACUAAGUGACAGGUUGAAAGAGGGUGGGUUUGAGGGCAUCCUAUCAGGAGUCAAAACAUUUCUCCCCACCAGUAAACUACUACCUUUGACAAGGAUAGUAGAUGCAAUUAUGGAGCCAACCUCAGCAUCAUCUGCCUCACUUCAGGCCACUGAUGAUUACUUGUUUCUGGAUCCCAAAAUACCCCGGUCAUCCUUGGUGAAGACAAAGCGAAUGCCAUUUGGUGAAGGAACUGUAUUUGUUGUUGGAGGUGGAAGCUAUGUGGAGUAUACCAAUCUUAUGGAUUGGGGCAAAAAAGGUCAAGGUGCCCAGAAGUUGGUUACAUAUGGGAGCACCGACAUCUUGAGCCCAUUGGAGUUCUUAGAUAUCUUGAGCAGGCUUUCUUGAAAUGAAGUUCUAUGUGUUGACCAAGCUUGGGCUUGGGCAGUAAAUGAAGUUGUGUUAUGGGCAAAUGACUGCUGGUCUUUCUUUCAGGCAGAGAUGGCUGUCAGGGUACAAUAAGGUUUUUAAACUAUAUUUCCAAAAGCUCUCAAACAUGGGUGUAAGGGAUGGAUGGGUGGUAGAGCAGUGAUGAAUGUUUAUUUGUCUUUAUUCUUUGUUGUAUACAAUGUAAAAGAACUGUAUAUGGCUCAGGGUUGGGUAAAAGGUUUUUCAUUCUUUACCCUCACCCCAUGUUGAAUCAUAAGC